ACAGUAACUACUUCUUGAGGACGCGGGACUUCUUCUUGAUGACACACAACAAGAUGUUUCUCCGGUGUCAUCCUGGAUUCUCAGAUGCUUCUGCGGCUGCAGCAAUAUUCAUCUUCUUGCUGGUAAUGCUUGCCUCUGGAGCCACUUUGGUAUCAGAUGAAGUGGAAGUUUUGAAGGAAAUUGCAAAAACAUUAGGGAAGACUGAUUGGGAUUUCAGCGUAGAUCCCUGUAGUGGACAAUCAAACUGGAGAAAUACUACUGCACCAAAGGAGUUUGCGAAUGCGGUUACUUGUGAUUGUUCCUUUGAAGAUAACACUACCUGUCAUGUCAGUAGUAUAGUAUUGAAAUCACUGAGUCUUCCGGGAACACUGCCAGCAGAAUUGGUCAAACUCCCUUACCUCCGUGAGUUUGAUGUUUCUCGGAACUGCCUUUCUGGUAAUAUCCCUCCAAUAUGGGGUACCAUGCAGCUUGUGAACAUGUCCCUCUAUGGUAACCGCAUAUCAGGAAUAAUACCAAAAGAACUUGGAAACAUCAGCACACUUGUGAAUCUAACUUUGGACUUCAAUCAGUUGUCUGGACCUAUACCUCCAGAGCUUGGGAAUCUUACACGCUUAAAAAAACUAACUCUUACCUCGAAUGAUUGGAGUGGGGAGUUGCCUGUGACAUUGGCUAAGUUGACCGCCUUGACCAUUUUUCGGAUUGGUGGCUGCAACUUGACGGGAAGUAUUCCUAAUUUCAUCGAAAACUGGAAAAGUAUACAGAAUUUAGUGAUCCAGGGUAGUGGUUUAAGUGGGCCAAUCCCACCUGGCAUUGCUUCUUUAACAAAUUUAACUGAUUUGAGAAUUAGUGAUUUGAGUGGAAAUGAGACUGCUUUUCCUCUCUUUAGCAAUGCGACUAAUAUGACGACGCUGAUAUUGAGGAGUUGCAAUAUAGCAGGGCAGUUACCAGACUAUCUUGGCUCCCUGGCACACUUGAAAGUCUUGGACGUCAGUUUCAACAAAAUUAGUGGACAAAUUCCAAGAAACUUAGACACUUCAAACACGGUUUUCAUGUACCUCACAGGAAACAACAUCAUGGGAUCUAUCCCUGACGGGAUGCUCAAUAGCAGAGUGUAUAGAGACGUUUCAUACAACAAUUUUACUCCUUCAAAUUCAGGAUCCUCGAGUUGCCAAGCCACGAACUUGAACUUAUUCGCUAGCUCUUGGAAGAACAACAAAUCGAUCACGUUUCCAUGCUUGCAGAGUUUCCAAUGUCAGCAAAACUGGUCCUCUUUACAUAUAAAUUGUGGUGGAAGAGAAGUAAAAAUUGGUGAUACGAGCUACGAAGACGAUUCACAGCCUGGAGGGCCAUCAAAAUUCUACCAGAGUGGAACGAACUGGGGAUUUAGCAGCACUGGUCACUUCAUGGAUAAUAAAAACGAGUCUCUGACAUAUGUCCUGAGUAAUGGUUCAAGAUUUUCAGGGAAUGACGCAAAUGAUUUAUACUCGGAAGCAAGACUUUCUCCUCUUUCACUGACGUAUUAUGGGUUCUGUCUGCUAAAUGGAAACUACAUGGUAAAGCUUCACUUUGCUGAAAUCAAGUUUACUGAUGAUAAAACAUACCGCAGCCUCGGAAAGCGCAUAUUUGAUAUACACAUUCAGGGAAAGUUGAUCCGGAAAGACUUCAAUAUUGAGACCACAAUAGGUGGCGUCAAUAAACCUUUAGUUCUAAACAUUCCUGCUGUAGUUAUUGACAGUACAUUAGAGAUCCGCUUCUACUGGGCUGGAAAAGGAACGACUGAUAUCCCCUACAAGGGAGUGUAUGGUCCUCUAAUAUCUGCCAUUUCUGUGGAUCACGUACCAUCACAACAUGGCGUAUCAGUAGGUGCCAUAGUUGGGAUUGUACUUGCAGUUCUGUUUACCGUAUCUCUGGUUCUAGCCAUACUUGGGUGGAAAUUCCGCAUGCAACCCAGCCCAACAACGCAGCAAGAUGUAAGAGGUCUAGAUCAACAAACAGGAUCAUUCACCCUGAGACAAAUCAAGUACGCAACAAACAACUUUGAUUCUUCCAAUAUAAUUGGAAAAGGUGGUUUUGGUUCUGUCUACAAGGGAAAUCUGUCUGACGGAACCAUCAUUGCGGUAAAGCAGCUUUCUUCCAAAUCGACCCAAGGAAACCGUGAAUUUCUGAAUGAAAUAGGCGUGAUUUCUGCUGUACAACACCCUAAUCUCGUAAAGCUCUAUGGAUGCUGCGUCGAGGGAGACCAAUUGUUGCUUGUAUACGAGUACAUGGAAAAUAACAGCCUUGGUCGUGCAUUGUUUGGUCUUGAAGAGCACCAGUUGGAAUUAGAUUGGCCAACAAGGCGUAAGAUCUGUGUUGGUAUAGCAAGAGGUUUGGCCUAUCUCCAUGGAGAAUCGAGGUUGAAGAUUGUCCAUAGAGACAUCAAAGCCAGCAAUGUGCUACUUGAUAAGGAGCUAAAUCCUAAGAUAUCAGACUUUGGCCUGGCGAGGCUUCAUGAAGAAGAAGACACCCAUAUAAGUACCCGCGUUGCAGGAACCUUUGGAUAUAUGGCUCCUGAAUAUGCAAUGAGAGGCUACUUAACUGACAAAGCAGAUGUCUAUAGCUUUGGAGUUGUUCUUCUGGAAAUUGUCAGCGGAAAGAGCAACGCUGGUUUUAAACCAAAGGAGGAGGAGGAGUACUUGAAUCUUCUCGACUGGGCUCAUCUCUUGAAGAAGGAAAUAAAAUUGAUGGAACUAGUUGAUUCCAGAUUGGGACCAGACGUCAACGAAAAUGAGAUCAUGUUGACAAUUGAAAUAGCCCUGCUUUGCACCAGUAUAUCUCCGGCCGCUAGGCCUAGUAUGUCAACAGUGGUGAGCAUGCUAGAAGGAAGAGUAGAGGAUCAAAAGUCGAUUCUAGACUCGAGUGCAUGGAGUGCCAGUGUGAAGGAAAUCAGUGAUGAGCAAUACCUGCUAUCAACUUUCGAUGAGAGCCAGCCGCAGAGCACGUCAAGUGACCUGCCAUUUACUGCAUCUUCAACAUCUGCUUCUGAUUUAUACCCCAUCAGUCUAGAGACUGGUUUUCUGGACGACGAGUCAUGAGGAAAUUGUCAUCUGCGACUGCCGAAAUAUUUUGGUAGUAUAUAUUUAAAUCGCUUCCUGUUGUUGUGGGAACAAAAAAUAAUUGUAGAUUUUACAUUAACAGUUUACCAAUUUGCACAACCUCAUUAGUGGAGUUGUCUCUA
Coffea eugenioides is the source of this 3217-nucleotide messenger RNA. Its product is annotated as probable leucine-rich repeat receptor-like serine/threonine-protein kinase At3g14840. Gene Ontology annotation, biological process: protein phosphorylation. The coding region runs from base 39 to 3074 and encodes 1011 amino acids. The transcript has 24 exons. The record is from RefSeq and is a predicted model, not a curated record. NCBI's taxonomy places the organism in Eukaryota, Viridiplantae, Streptophyta, Magnoliopsida, Gentianales, Rubiaceae. Gene Ontology annotation, molecular function: ATP binding; protein kinase activity; protein binding.